AAUUGACAUUUAAUGGAUAACUCAUAACAUUUCUAUCGAUUCUAUAAUUACUACAAUAAUUAAAGAUGUCUCAUAAGAUAACUACUUUGAUGAGGAAUACACUCAAGAGAUUAGUUGAAAGUAACAAAUUUGAUAAUGUGUUGAAUCAGGUUAAUAUAACGGAUGCAUUCAAAGGUCGUUUAAUAGCUGAGAUGUUAGUGACUAAAGAAGCAACCAAUUGGUCCAAUCAUUUACACGGAGGAAUGACAGCCACUAUUGUUGACCAGUUAUCGAGUCUGGCGCUGACCACUGCUUUUAUUGAUGAAAAUGACAUUAAAGAUGAAACCUUUUAUAAAGCACGGAGUGUUAGUUUGGAUUUAAGUAUAACUUAUUUAACAAGUGUUCAAUUGGGACAAACCAUUGUCAUUGAAGCAAAUACUCUUAAAUGUGGCAAAAAUAUAGCAUUUCUUUCAGUAGAUAUCUUUAAUAAAGAUAGCAAACAAUUGAUAGCUAAAGGAAGUCAUACCAAAUAUUUGUUAAAUAAUUGA
Oppia nitens is the source of this 527-nucleotide messenger RNA. Its product is annotated as acyl-coenzyme A thioesterase 13-like. The coding region runs from base 66 to 527 and encodes 153 amino acids. Gene Ontology annotation, molecular function: fatty acyl-CoA hydrolase activity. The record is from RefSeq and is a predicted model, not a curated record. Lineage: Eukaryota; Metazoa; Arthropoda; Arachnida; Sarcoptiformes; Oppiidae. The transcript has 3 exons.